This is a messenger RNA of Geodia barretti, 447 nucleotides long. The record is from the annotation of a GenBank genome assembly. NCBI's taxonomy places the organism in Eukaryota, Metazoa, Porifera, Demospongiae, Tetractinellida, Geodiidae.
AUGCUAUACCCCCUGCUAUUAAGAAAUCCCACUAAAGGGAGCAGGUCAGCGAAUCUUUGCAAUACCUCUUCGGACUUACCUGUAGGGAUUGCAUUCUCUGUAAACCAUAUGAAGGCCAUAAUGUCAGAUUUAAUUACACAUAUCAGUGAUAGUUCGUUCGAAGAUGAAGUCAUCAAUUCAUCGACUCCAGUUAUCGUUGAUUACUGGGCGGAGUGGUGCGGCCCGUGCAAAAUGAUCGCACCCCUUCUAGAAAACAUUGCCACGAACUAUGAAGGCAGGCUGAAAGUUGCAAAAUUGAAUAUAGACGACAACCCACUGACGCCACCCAAGUAUGGAAUUCGCGGAAUUCCAACCCUGAUGAUUUUCAAGAACGGCGUGGUUGAAGCUACCAAAGUCGGUGCCGUGUCAGAAUCUCAACUAACGUCAUUUAUUGAUGAAACCCUUUAG